Molecule: messenger RNA, 5819 nt
Organism: Jaculus jaculus (lesser Egyptian jerboa)
Lineage: Eukaryota; Metazoa; Chordata; Mammalia; Rodentia; Dipodidae
Gene: Kdm5c
Product: lysine demethylase 5C
Exons: 26
Coding region: 334-5016 (1560 amino acids)
Biological process (GO): chromatin remodeling
Cellular component (GO): nucleus
Molecular function (GO): DNA binding; histone demethylase activity
Source: RefSeq, a predicted model, not a curated record
GGGGAGGGAGACGCUGACAAACCAAGAUGGCGGUGGCGGCGAUGAAGGCCGUGGCGGUUGGGACUUAACUGUAGUAGCGAAGGCUGCGGUAGUUGGGAGGAAGCGACAGAGUUUGGAAGGAAAAGAACAGGGCGAAGAGCUGGUGUCAGUAACUUCAGCCUGGGACUCUCGAAACACCGCAGCCACACUUCUCCCAGAACCUCGGCAGGCGGCGGCCGUCCCACUUAGGGCCUACUCUCCGAGAAGUGCCUCGGUUUCAAACAGUGGCGGCGCCAUGAGUCCUUAAGGGCGGUGUGAGCCCUCCUAAUCCUUGGCCCUGUCCUCGGGCCCACCAUGGAGCCGGGGCCCGACGAUUUCUUACCGCCGCCGGAGUGCCCGGUGUUCGAGCCUAGCUGGGCUGAGUUCCGAGACCCUCUUGGCUACAUUGCGAAAAUCAGGCCUAUCGCCGAGAAGUCGGGCAUUUGCAAGAUCCGCCCACCCGCGGACUGGCAGCCACCCUUUGCUGUGGAAGUGGACAACUUCAGAUUUACUCCCCGAAUCCAGAGAUUGAAUGAGCUAGAGGCCCAGACAAGAGUGAAACUGAACUACUUGGACCAGAUUGCCAAAUUCUGGGAGAUCCAGGGCUCUUCCUUAAAGAUUCCCAAUGUGGAACGACGGAUCUUGGACCUCUAUAGCCUGAGCAAAAUUGUAGUGGAGGAAGGUGGUUAUGAAACCAUCUGCAAGGAUCGUCGAUGGGCUCGUGUGGCCCAGCGUCUCAACUACCCACCAGGCAAAAACAUUGGUUCUCUGCUGCGCUCUCACUAUGAACGUAUUGUUUAUCCCUAUGAGAUGUACCAGUCCGGAGCCAACCUUGUGCAGUGUAAUACACGUCCAUUUGAUAACGAGGAGAAAGACAAAGAAUACAAACCUCACAGCAUCCCCCUUCGACAGUCUGUGCAGCCUUCCAAGUUCAAUAGCUAUGGACGGCGGGCCAAGAGACUACAGCCUGAUCCGGAACCCACAGAGGAAGACAUUGAAAAGAAUCCAGAGCUGAAGAAGCUACAGAUCUAUGGGGCAGGCCCCAAGAUGAUGGGGCUAGGCCUUAUGGCCAAGGAUAAGACUCUGCGGAAAAAAGAUAAGGAAGGGCCUGAGUGUCCUCCUACUGUAGUGGUGAAGGAAGAAUUAGGUGGGGAUGUGAAGGUGGAAUCAGCCUCACCCAAGACCUUGCUGGAAAGCAAAGAGGAACUGAGUCACAGUCCAGAACCCUGCACCAAGAUGACCAUGAGGCUACGGAGGAACCACAGCAAUGCCCAGUUUAUUGAGUCUUAUGUGUGCCGGAUGUGUUCCCGGGGAGAUGAAGAUGACAAACUCCUGUUGUGUGAUGGUUGUGAUGACAACUACCACAUCUUUUGCCUGCUCCCUCCUCUGCCUGAGAUCCCAAAAGGUGUCUGGCGGUGUCCAAAAUGUGUCAUGGCGGAGUGUAAGCGGCCCCCUGAAGCCUUUGGCUUUGAACAAGCUACCCGGGAAUAUACUCUGCAGAGCUUUGGGGAGAUGGCUGACUCCUUUAAAGCUGACUACUUCAACAUGCCUGUACAUAUGGUACCCACAGAACUCGUAGAGAAGGAAUUCUGGCGGCUGGUGAAUAGCAUUGAGGAAGAUGUGACUGUUGAGUAUGGGGCUGAUAUCCAUUCCAAAGAAUUUGGCAGUGGUUUCCCUGUCAGUGACAGUAAGCGGCACCUAACCCCUGAGGAGGAGGAGUACGCUACAAGUGGUUGGAACCUGAAUGUGAUGCCAGUACUGGAGCAAUCUGUACUAUGCCACAUCAAUGCAGAUAUCUCUGGCAUGAAGGUACCCUGGCUCUAUGUGGGCAUGGUCUUCUCAGCCUUUUGUUGGCAUAUUGAAGAUCACUGGAGUUACUCUAUUAACUACCUCCACUGGGGUGAGCCAAAAACCUGGUAUGGAGUACCCUCACUUGCAGCAGAACACUUAGAAGAAGUGAUGAAGAAGCUGACACCUGAACUUUUUGAUAGCCAACCUGAUCUCCUGCACCAACUGGUCACCCUCAUGAAUCCUAAUACUCUCAUGUCCCAUGGUGUGCCGGUUGUCCGCACAAACCAAUGUGCAGGAGAAUUUGUCAUCACUUUCCCCCGUGCUUACCACAGUGGUUUUAACCAAGGCUACAACUUUGCUGAGGCUGUCAACUUUUGCACUGCUGACUGGCUACCAGCUGGGCGCCAGUGCAUCGAACACUACCGCCGGCUCCGAAGAUACUGUGUGUUCUCUCAUGAGGAGCUCAUUUGCAAGAUGGCUGCUUGCCCUGAGAAGCUGGACUUGAACCUGGCAGCAGCUGUGCAUAAAGAGAUGUUCAUUAUAGUGCAGGAGGAGCGGCGUUUACGAAAGGCUCUGCUGGAGAAGGGUAUCACUGAGGCUGAGCGAGAGGCUUUUGAGCUGCUCCCAGAUGAUGAGCGUCAGUGCAUCAAAUGCAAGACCACAUGCUUCUUAUCUGCCCUGGCCUGUUAUGACUGCCCAGAUGGCCUUGUCUGCCUUUCUCAUAUCAACGACCUCUGCAAGUGUUCCAGUAGCCGUCAGUACCUGCGGUAUCGGUACACUUUAGAUGAACUCCCUGCCAUGCUUCAUAAGCUGAAGGUUCGGGCUGAGUCCUUUGACACCUGGGCUAGCAAAGUUCGAGUGGCCCUGGAGGUGGAAGAUGGGCGAAAGCGCAGUCUUGAAGAACUGAGGGCACUAGAAUCUGAGGCCCGUGAGCGAAGGUUUCCUAACAGCGAGCUGCUGCAGCGACUAAAGAACUGCUUGAGUGAAGCAGAAGCUUGUGUGUCCCGAGCUCUGGGACUGGUCAGUGGACAGGAAGCUGGCCCCGACAGGGUGGCUGGUCUACAGAUGACCCUGGCUGAGCUACGGGCCUUUCUAGGCCAGAUGAACAACCUGCCUUGUGCCAUGCACCAGAUUGGGGAUGUCAAGGGUAUUCUGGAACAGGUGGAAGCCUACCAGACUGAGGCCCGUGAGGCCCUGGUCUCACUGCCCUCCAGUCCAGGGCUACUGCAGUCCCUGUUGGAGAGGGGGCAGCAGCUGGGGGUGGAGGUGCCUGAGGCCCAGCAGCUCCAGCGGCAGGUGGAACAGGCACGGUGGCUGGAUGAGGUAAAACGCACGCUGGCUCCCUCUGCCCGAAGGGGCACCCUGGCUGUCAUGCGGGGACUGUUGGUUGCGGGCACCAGUGUAGCGCCUAGCCCUGCUGUGGAUAAGGCCCAGGCAGAGCUGCAGGAGCUGCUGACCAUUGCUGAACGCUGGGAGGAGAAAGCCCACCUCUGCCUGGAAGCCAGACAGAAACAUCCACCAGCUACACUUGAGGCCAUAAUUCAUGAAGCGGAAAACAUCCCUGUUCACCUACCCAACAUCCAGGCGCUCAAGGAAGCGCUUGCUAAAGCCCGGGCAUGGAUCGCUGAUGUGGAUGAGAUUCAAAAUGGUGACCACUACCCCUGCUUGGAUGACUUAGAAGGCCUGGUGGCUGUGGGUCGGGACCUCCCUGUGGGUCUGGAGGAACUGAGACAGCUAGAGCUGCAGGUACUGACAGCACACUCCUGGAGAGAGAAGGCCUCCAAGACCUUCCUCAAGAAGAAUUCAUGCUAUACACUAUUGGAGGUGCUCUGCCCGUGUGCAGACGCCGGCUCAGACAGCACCAAGCGCAGCCGGUGGAUGGAGAAGGAGCUGGGGUUGUACAAAUCUGACACAGAGCUACUGGGGCUGUCUGCGCAGGACCUCAGGGACCCAGGCUCUGUGAUCGUGGCCUUCAAAGAGGGGGAACAGAAGGAAAAGGAGGGUAUCCUGCAGCUUCGUCGCACCAACUCAGCCAAGCCCAGUCCACUGGCAUCAUCAAACACAGCUUCUUCUACGACCUCCAUCUGUGUAUGUGGGCAAGUGCCAGCUGGGGUAGGAGCUCUGCAGUGUGACCUGUGUCAGGACUGGUUCCAUGGGCGGUGUGUGACAGUGCCCCGCCUCCUCAGCUCCCCAAGAUCCAGUCCUACCUCAUCUCCACUGCUGACCUGGUGGGAAUGGGACACAAAAUUCCUGUGCCCACUCUGUAUGCGCUCACGGCGCCCACGUCUGGAGACCAUCCUGGCACUGCUGGUAGCCCUUCAGAGACUGCCUGUACGGCUGCCUGAAGGUGAGGCCCUACAGUGUCUCACAGAGAGGGCCAUCAGCUGGCAAGGGCGUGCUAGACAGGCUUUGGCCUCUGAGGAAGUGACUGCUCUGUUGGGACGGUUGGCUGAACUCCGCCAAGAGCUACAGGCUGAAUCUAGGCCUGAGGAGUCCCAUACCUACUCUUCAGACCUUGCCUCUGACUCUUUCAGAGAGAGUACUGGCAAGGAUAUGCCUAAGGUCCAGGGUAUGCUGGAGAAUGGGGACAGUGUGACCAAUCCUGAGAAGGUAGCCACAGAGGAGGGCUCAGGUAAGAGAGAUCUGGAGCUACUAUCCUCGCUAUUGCCACAGUUGACUGGGCCUGUGUUAGAACUGCCUGAGGCAACCCGGGUCCCUCUGGAGGAGCUCAUGAUGGAGGGAGAUCUGCUUGAGGUGACCCUUGAUGAGAACAAUAGCAUCUGGCAGCUGCUACAGGCUGGACAGCCUCCAGACCUGGAGAGAAUUCACACACUUCUGGAGCUGGAGAAGGCAGAGCGCCAUGGGAGUCGGGCACGGGGCCGUGCCCUGGAGAAACGCCGGCGGCGGAAGGUGGAUCGGGGUGGGGAGGCCGAUGACCCAGCCCGAGAGGAGCUAGAGCCAAAGAGGGUACGGAGCUCAGGGCCAGAGGCCGAGGAAGCCCAAGAGGAUGAAGAGCUGGAGGAGGAGACUGGGGGUGAGGCCCCCCCUGCAUCCCUCCCCACCACUGGUAGCCCCAUCACCCAGGAGAACCAGGAUGGCUUAGAACCAGCCUUAGAGGCUGCUUCCAGUCCCUCAGCCCCUUUCUCUACUCUGACUUCCCGGCUGCAUCUAUCCUGCCCACAGCAGCCACCUCAGCAACAGUUGUGACAGUGGCUGAGUCUAGCACAGAACCCAACAAAGAUCCCCUUGGCCUCAAGGAUCCUCUUUCUGACCAUCAAACCUACUUCUUGGAAGUGGGCAUGCAGGUGGGGGGAGGACCCGUUCCCCCCCUCACCCCAGUCCUGUGAUUUUUAUAUUCUGACUCCAAGGUAUUAUUCAGACCUCAGCUCCUGGGGGCCGGCCCCUGGAGUCCUCUCAUCCCUGGUAACCUCUAACCAGCAUUCCCAGACACCAGAGGCAGAUAGGUUGGCAGAGGGGAGGGCAACUGGGGCUGAGCCAGCACCAUUCCAGAGACUAAGGCCAGGGUAUAAUGCAAACUAGGGGAUUUCUCCCUUUUUUCCCAGUUCUGAUCCUGGUCAGGACAUGCUACACUAACCUCCCCUCCCCCCUUCACUCACUCUUUUGUCUCCUUCCUCUUUCCUUCCUUCCUUCCCCCAUUCACCUUCUUUCUCCCUCCCCACCCCACCGCGUACUGGUCCACUCAGGAGGAGGAAACUUCACAUAGCUGUGCUCAGUUUUUCAUUUCAAAUUAAUUUUGUAGGGGGCUGAACAGGGCUCCCUUUGGUCUGAAGAAGGCUUUUGGUGCUUGUCCUCACACUCCCCAUCUUCCCCUGUCUCCUUUCCUCCUCCUGGGUUCAUGUUGUAAUAAAAGAAGAUUGUUGGUGUGUAAUUAAUUUGUUCAAAAGGGAAAAAAAGGCAAAACAAACUGGUUCCAACUGAAGCCUAUUUUAAUUUUAUUUUAUUAUUUUCCUCUUGUUAGAAAUAAAACCCUUAGCAAUGUUUUUUGGAAA